CUAAAUUCCACACGUAUUUUAUUCAGCCUCGGUUUGAGCGCCUUCUUUUGGUUACGUUCUUUUUAGUUCUCUAGGUAUCCUGGCUAAGCGUUAAAACUAACUGUUUCUGCGAAAGUAACUGAUAUAUGAACUUACUUUAUAUUGAGCGCGCUUUUAUUAAUAUAUCGAAGUCUGUCUAGGUCGUGGCGGUCUGCAUGUGAAGGACAUCUGGUCUGGUUUUCAUUCUGUUGGCGGGCUAGGAAAGUAUCUCGGUGAUUUCUGCUUUCCGUUAACUGUCAACUUUGUAGUUUCAGCCGACAUUUUAAUUUAUCAUUGAAUCAAGACUACGAUUGGUAUUUACCAUAUUUUACCGAUAGCGAGUGGCACUUAAAAAGUUUCACCUAAUUAUACACCAGUUAUCAAUAUAUUAUCCAUGGGUCCGACAAUAUUUGAGGAUUUAGCGUCGCAUGUGAGAGUUCCAAAUGAUGGAGAUAAGGUUUACAAGGAUGAAUGUCCUUUCUACUUUGAAACACCUGAGAUGGAAAAUGGAGUUUAUAUUUGUAUGCGACACUUUGUUGCCAUUGGCUCCAAAAUAUUGAGACUGUACCACGAAAAGACUGGUUGUCGUGCAUUCUUACGGUACAAAAUUGAGAAACAAUACAAAGAAAAAGAGCAUGGUACACAAGAAAAACCUAAAAAGCUUGCUAUUGGUGUUUCUGGGGGUUUCGAUUUGCCUCAAGAUGUUUACACAGUAACAGAACACUGGUCGUUAGUUCGUCUUCCAGAAGGUGACUCUUUUGAAAUUCCAAAUCCAGAGCCUAGUCAAUCACCAACUGAUACAUCACACUUGAAGAUUUUAGAUCUUCCUAAGCGUUUGGCUACCACCAUUGCAUUCAUUCAACGCGCGGAAUCAUCACUACUGGCAGAGGAGCGUGCUAAUUCACUUAAGGCUUGGGAAGAUGACAAUAUUUGUUUGAUUUCUUCUUACGCAAUGAAUUUGGUACAAAUUGACAAUGGUGUCAGAAUACCUCCAUCUGGAUGGAAAUGCUCUAGAUGUGAUUUAAAGGAUAACCUAUGGAUGAAUCUUACUGACGGGGCUAUCCUGUGCGGUCGAAGAUUUUGGGAUGGUACCGGUGGAAAUAAUCAUGCAUUGGAGCAUUAUGAAAAGACUAAAUAUCCAUUAGCUGUAAAAUUGGGAACAAUAACACCUAAAGGUGGUGAAGUCUUCUCCUAUCCAGAAGAUUCAAUGGUCACAGAUCCAAAACUGGCUGAACAUUUAGCCCAUUUUGGCAUUGAUAUUAUGCGUAUGCAAAAAACGGAAAAAACAAUGGCUGAACUGGAAGUGGAUGCUAAUGAGAGGCUUGGUGAAUGGCUUACUCUACAAGAAUCGAAUCAUUCCCUUGAAGCACGUUAUGGUCCUGGUAUGACUGGACUUAGAAAUCUUGGUAAUACAUGUUAUAUGAAUGCUGUAAUACAGGUAUUAUUUUCAAUUCCACAAUUUCGCUCAUACUAUGCCUAUCAAUUACCGAUAUGGUCUGAAGAGGCACUGAGUCAAUUCACUACCGCUUCUAGUACUGGCGGCGGCAGUCAUCAGUCACAUUCCCUACUACCAGUAGAUCAUAUUGGCUUACAAUUUUCAAAGCUGGGCUAUGGUCUUUGCUCUGGUGCUCAUUCAUGGUUAGUUCCAAAUAACCAUAAUAAUAAUACAAAUCAUCCAAUGGAAGGACCUGUACCAAUUCUUCCAGGUAUUCGUCCAUUGUUAUUCCGUCGUCUAAUGGGAAUGCAUAAUUCUACAUUUGCUACAAAACAACAACAAGAUGCAUGUGAAUUUCUUGUCUACCUUCUGGAUUUAUUAGAUCAAAAAGCGAAGGAUAAAGAACACGGUAACUUGCAUCCAAGUAGUGUUAUGCGUUUCGGUGUAGAAGAACGCCUACAGUGUGGUUUAACUAAGAAGGUUUCCUAUAAAACAGAACAUGAAUGGAUACUAUCUGUACCUGUGCCAAUGGAAGCGGUAAAAAAUCAAAAAGAAAUUGAUGCUUAUGAAAAACGACGUAUUGAAGCUGAGCUGAACGGUAUACGUCUACCGCCUGAAGAUGUUGUACGACCAGUUAUUCCUAUGGAAGCUUGUCUAUCUGCUUGGGCUGAAACAGAACAAAUCGCUGACUUUAAGACACCAGCAAGUCAACCACCUGGAGCUAAAACAUACGCGCUUCGGUGUAAUCGUUUAACUAACUAUCCAAGUUAUCUAUGCAUACAAGUGGGAAGAUUCACUGUUGGCAGUGAUUGGUUACCGAAGAAAUUGGAUGUUGAAAUUGAAUUGAUGCAGAAAACUUCUCAAAGUGGAAAUAUUAAUAAUACUAACUCUGAAUGGUAUAUUGAUCUGAGCAGUUUACGUGCACCAAGUGGACCAAGACCUAUGCCUGGGGAACAGUUAAUGCCUACUGGUGAAGAAAUUAACCCUGAACAACAAGCCUCGUCUGUCGAUGAUCAUUUUCAACCGGAUACAAGUAUUGUUGAUCAAUUACUAUCGAUGGGUUUCAGUUUCGAGGCUGUAUACAAAGCGUGUAAAUUUACACAGAAUAGUGGUGUUGAGAAUGCUACCAAUUGGCUGAUGGAACAUUUAGACGAUCCAGAUUUAAAUGAUCCAAUGCCGAGUUCCGGUGGACAACCACAACAACAGGAUAGGAAUAAACGAUUGAAAAUUUCCGCUGAUGAUGAGUCUGGUAUUGAUGAAAACUCAAUUGAAAUGAUGAUGGCUAUGGGUUUCAGUAAACAACAGGCAGUCGUUGCUCUCCAGUAUACAAACAGUAAUUUAGAACAAGCUGCUGAUUGGGCAUUAAGUAAUCCAGAUGAAUUAGAAAGUCUAUUACAUCAAGCUUCAAUGCAAAAAUCAUCUGGUCAUCAAGCUGCAACCACUACAAACGCCAACACCAGCAACAGCAGCGACGGUGCUAGCGCCAAUUCAGAUCAGCCACCACUUACAGAUGGUGAUAGUCCACUCUAUGAAUUAUUCGCGUUUAUCAGUCAUAUGGGAAAAUCUACGAAUGAUGGUCAUUAUGUGGCGCAUAUUAAACGAUCAUUCUUAGCCAAGUGUAUUCCACAUGAACCACCUGUGUAUCAUGUCGGCUCACCAAUCUGUGGUGGUAGCGAUCAAGAAUGGAUAAUAUUCAAUGAUGAAAAAGUCGCCAAAAGUGAAUGUCCACCGCAUCGUCAUGCUUAUCUCUACUUUUUCCGACGUAUAGACGCUGAUGCGGAUGCUACCGCUGCCGCUGGUACACCGAUGGCGACAAAUUAAAUCUGUCUGCAUAUCCAUACCCCGUAAUUGUUCGAGUUGUUGCGCUUUAGAUGUGACUUUAUCAGCGCUCAGACAAACAGACAAACAUAAAAUAGUUUUUUUGUUGGUUUUUUACUUUUUUUUGUUUUGUUCUGUUAUUCAGUUGACAAAUUGCUUCUUCUCCUUACUUGCUUGCUCCUGUUAUCGUUGUAUUCCAUUCACAUUUAUACUUGUGUUUCACGUUUCCGUUUGUUAUUUUUUUCAAACGAGAAAGAUAGAUAGAGUAACAUGCUUGUUCACCACCUGCUUGCCUCUUCUUCUUCUUCUUCUUCGGUUUUUCUGUUAGGGUUCCGUCGUCUUCCGCCUCUUCUCCUUCUCCGUCUUCUGAUAACGAUCAAUUCCAUUUUUUGUAAUCAACAAUUUGAUAUGAUAUACACACACACAUAUUUGAUGAGAUAUUAAAGAAAGAUUAAAUUGUUUGAUAAAAUAAGCAAUUUGAUUUGCUUAGUUCUUAAAAAAAAAGGGAGAAAGUGAUGGAUUGAUUGGUUUGUCUGU
Messenger RNA from Trichobilharzia szidati, 3808 nucleotides. Lineage: Eukaryota; Metazoa; Platyhelminthes; Trematoda; Strigeidida; Schistosomatidae. The record is from the annotation of a GenBank genome assembly.